This is a messenger RNA of Pyrus x bretschneideri (Chinese white pear), 1699 nucleotides long. RefSeq names its product probable pyridoxal 5'-phosphate synthase subunit PDX1. Gene Ontology annotation, biological process: amino acid metabolic process; pyridoxine biosynthetic process; pyridoxal 5'-phosphate biosynthetic process. Gene Ontology annotation, molecular function: amine-lyase activity. The coding region runs from base 455 to 1393 and encodes 312 amino acids. The transcript has a single exon. The record is from RefSeq and is a predicted model, not a curated record. NCBI's taxonomy places the organism in Eukaryota, Viridiplantae, Streptophyta, Magnoliopsida, Rosales, Rosaceae.
AUCUUUUCAAUAAUACAUUUAAAAUACACGUAGGAUACGUGAAUCGAGUAUCACUAAAAUUGGUGUGAAACUUUUGUGUAUUGAACGUAAAAAAACAAAAAAUACGUAAUUUAAUUAAGGGUAAUGUUAGGGAGAUCAAAAUUUUUAAACUAAAUUUACAAACAAAAUAAUAUGGUUGUAAAUGAUUGAAUUAUUAAAUGUCGAUUAACGUACUUAUUUCUUAAUUGUGAUACAAGCACUUUAAUUUAAAAAAUUUGGUCUCCAACCGUACACUAAAAACUCAAUUUUAGGAAAAAUUGGAGUUUCCAAAAGUAGAUACUGGAAAUCAGAGCAACAGAGCGGGAAGUUAAGGAAAAGAAAAAAAAAAAAAAAACUAAUAAAAAAAUACCAUCACUCUCCACCACCUUCCUCCUCCUUUCUUGCGAAAUCUCACAAUCCACCAAUCCCCCAGAAAAUGGCUGAUAGUAGCGGCGUUGUCACCGUCUACGGCAAAGGCGCCAUAUACGAAACCACCAGCAAGUCUUCCCCGUUCUCCGUCAAAGUUGGCCUCGCCCAAAUGCUCCGCGGUGGCGUCAUCAUGGACGUCGUCAACCCUGCCCAGGCCCGUAUCGCCGAGGAGGCCGGUGCCUGCGCCGUCAUGGCCCUCGAGCGCGUCCCCUCCGAUAUCCGAUCACAGGGCGGUGUUGCUCGAAUGUCCGACCCCCAGCUCAUCAAGGAGAUCAAGCGCUCCGUCACCAUCCCCGUCAUGGCCAAAGCCCGCAUCGGCCAUUUUGUUGAGGCCCAAAUCCUCGAAGCCAUCGGCGUCGACUACGUCGACGAGAGCGAAGUCCUCACCCUCGCCGACGAGGAGCACCACAUCAACAAGCACAAUUUUCGAGUCCCGUUCGUCUGCGGAUGCCGGGAUCUCGGCGAGGCGCUCCGCCGGAUCCGCGAGGGCGCCGCAAUGAUCCGGACGAAGGGGGAAGCCGGCACCGGAAACAUAGUCGAAGCCGUUCGGCACGUCCGGCACGUGAUGGGGGACAUCAGGGCCUUGAGGAACAUGGACGACGACGAGGUGUUUGCGUACGCGAAGAGAAUCUCGGCGCCGUACGAUCUCAUGAUACAGACGAAGCAGGUCGGGAGGCUGCCAGUGGUGCAUUUUGCCGCCGGCGGCGUGGCGACUCCCGCAGACGCGGCGCUGAUGAUGCAGUUGGGGUGCGACGGGGUUUUCGUCGGGUCGGGUGUGUUCAAGAGCAGUGACCCGGCCCGGAGAGCCCGGGCGAUUGUGCAGGCUUCGACCCAUUACACUGACCCGGAUGUGCUGGCGGACAUCAGCUGCGGAUUGGGCGAGGCAAUGGCCGGGAUUAAUCUGAACGACGAGAAGGUCGAGAGGUUCGCAUUUCGGUCUCACUGAAACGGUGAGUUUUGAGUUUGGAGCCUUUUGGUGAUCCCCAAAGGGCUAAAAGCUUAAAGGUUUCAACUUUUAGAACCAUAUGAACAUUGCCCGUAUAUACCAUUUCUCAUAUAUUGAUUUCUUAGCUGUGGUAAAUUUAAAUUUCAUGGCUCAGCCGUAUUUAUUUCUGGAAUUUUUAUUUCUUCUUUCUCUUGUUAUUUUCGAAAUAAUGUUUCACAUGUAUAUAACGAAAGUAUAAUACAAUAUCGUGUACAUAUAUCGUGUUUGUAUCUCAAAAUUAUCAGUAACUAUGCUCGCGUCAUGUCA